AUGGCUCCCGACGGCCGCCAUACCAGGGGUCCCGCGCACUUGAAGAGGCAGUACCCCAAACAAAUCGUCCCCGCCCCCGUUGCCGGCUUUCGCUACAUUGACUCGAAAGCGCCCACGAAGACGUCCAUCUGCAAGGGUCUUGGCCUGGAUAUAGACGCCCCUUACACCACACACCGUCUCACCGCCGAAAUUUGCGAGAAAUGGGUCCACCGAUUUACUCGCGGCAUCGCAGCAGUCCUUCCGGAACGCCAGGACAGAUGGGAGGCAGUCCGACAGCUGUGUGAGGAGUUUGUAGAUGAUUACCAUUGGAGCUACCUGCUCCAACCGGUGUGGGCAGAGUCUGAGAAUCACAAGCAGUGGCUCAUGGCUUCUUUCGCGAAAUUGGCGUUGUCGAGAGACCAGCAAUUGGCUCAGGCGACCACGGCUCUAGGUGAAGUCGACCGCGCCUUGAGUGCUGACCCCGGCCAAGCGACUGCCACAUCGAUCAGAGAAACGGUACUGCUGGCCGAGGUCGAAUCCCUGAAAGCCGAGCUCCGUGUUGCUGCCAAAGCUGCCAAAGCGAUCAAUGAUGAAUUGGAAGUCGUUUCCCACCAGUAUGCAAAUCUGCAACGCGAGCUAAUGGCGGGAGGUAGUGGGAGCCGGGAGGACCUGGUGAGGAUGAAUGAGUUGCUGCAGCAGGGGCGUGCUGAAAUGAGAAAAGAGGUCGAUUCACUGAGGGAGUUUGUCGAUCGUCUGCAGCAGGAGAAUGAGGAGCUGAACAGAACGUUGCAGCAGGUGUCUGAGUGGGAGAAGGAAUUGGCCGCGUGA
Cyphellophora europaea CBS 101466 is the source of this 807-nucleotide messenger RNA. RefSeq lists its product as uncharacterized. The record is from RefSeq and is a predicted model, not a curated record. Lineage: Eukaryota; Fungi; Ascomycota; Eurotiomycetes; Chaetothyriales; Cyphellophoraceae. The transcript has a single exon. The coding region runs from base 1 to 807 and encodes 268 amino acids.